GCCAUCUUGCGAGAGAGCCGCGACGCUGCCCAGCUGUGCACGGAGCCCCAGGGGCUCACCCGCGGUCGCCGGUUCCUACAGCCUAGACCUGCGGGGCUUGCUUUUCUUCUUUCUCACAGGUCGGUUUCUAACUACGAGAGGGUUCUGUUGGGAGGGGAGAGUCAACGUCAAACCCUCGGAGCACCCUAACGAGGAGCCUUGUGGUCCGCCAGGUGCGGCUUGUGUUUAGGCCUUUUUCCUCCCCGUGCCUCCCGCCUCAAGCCUCGUAGCUUUACUCUGGCUCGGACGCCCGAGGACUUUGCGGAAGGCGCCCUCCGAGGGCCUGGGAAUCACUGACCUGCGGAGACCUCCAGGACUCCUAGAGAGGACCCGGAAAUGCCCUCCGGGGAGAGAAGGCGAUGACGUCUUCUCGCUUCCUGUCUGUGAGUCUAGCGUUCGCCAGGCCCCGGGCUCCCAGUUCCCGGCUCCUCUUGCCGGUGUUUGCUGUAGAGGUCGCGGUUAGGAGGUGAGGAGCGGCCGGACUGGUCAAAAUUCAGCGAAUGGAGCUGUUGCCUUAGGAGUUCCCACGCAGGUGGCAUUCUAGGUAUCCGGGUUUGCCUGGACUCGUCCUUCUUCCUCCUCCGAUCCAUUGUGUGCCGGGGCUCCGUAUUCGUAUUUGUGGCCCCCCUCUUGUGUGUCUGUGAGUCUUUCAGAUGCCUUAUUGUGAAAAUUAAGCUAAUUCUUUGGGACAUGGUUAAAAAAAAAAACCUAGGACGUGAAACAUGCAUAAAAACUGAAAUCAGCAGAAGAGGAUUAUACUCUAUUCCAUGAUGGUGGUGACCAUUUUCACACAUCCUAAGAGAAAAGAGAGAACAACUGGAUACCUCUAUCCAUCUUUGAUGACAAGAAAAAUGGAAAAACUCAGGAGAGCAAGACUGAAGCUACAGUUUCGUUGAAACCUUCAGGGGAUGUAAUCUCUUAUUAUAGGCCAGCUAUUAUUGUAUUGAAUCAUUUCUUUCAGAAGGCUUAUGGCAUGCAAAUCUUGCAGUAGUGUCCAUGAACAUCAAUGAAUUAUCUAGAAAUAACUGUACUUAUGUCUCUGGAAAUAUUAAAGAAAUUAGAAUGGAAAAAAAUCACAAGGUAGAUAUCCCAGUUAGUGGAGAGGAAGUGGAAUAUAGCACAAGCAAAGCAUUCAUAGGACCUAUUUACAAAAGUCCUGAAGAAAAUAAACGAGAUAAAAGAAAAUAUCACAUACAAAAAGUCACUGAUGGAGCGGAAAACAAACAGAACCCUUUUUCUAAUAAACUGGAUAUAGACAAUGAGUUAUCUCAAUUUUACAAAGAAAUUCAGGAGCUUGAGAGUGAAAAAGAAGAUUUGGAAGGCUAUUGUCAGGAAUUUAAACCCCCUCAGGAACAAUUUGGCUUAUAUUACCAAGGCCAUUACGGUGACAAUUUAAAAUCUGAUGAAGAGAAGAAGGAUAAUUGGUUUAGUACUAUACAUUCACCCCCUGGUAAUGAGCAAUAUUUUAGUAAUGAGCCAGUUGGUUGGAAUGCUGAAUAUCCAGUUAAUGGACAAGUGGAACCUACAUUUUUUAACAACCCAGUUCCUUCCUUUAGGCCUGAAUGGCAACCAGUGGAAUCCUCUUUAGUUCCUCAUGGCUUUUUUCCUUCUGGGUUCAAUUAUCAUUUAAAUUUUCAAAGAUUUAAUCCCUCUCCAUCUCCACCACCAAAUGUCUUCCAUGCUCAAGAUGUUAAAUUAUGUGAAAUGUACAAUGGAUAUAAUAUAAACAGUGGCAACACAAAUUGGAAUUGCCCGACGUUUGAUCAGACUAAUAGAUAUUCUGAUUGUGAUGGGAGGAACAGUAUCAUACAGGCCUCUAGAAAUGGCCACAGUGAACAAGAUGGACGAGAAAGUAAUGGUUUGUGUGAAACAAGAGAAGAAUCUUGGGAAGACCCUUCUCUAUUCCAGGUGGAGAAAACAGACAGGCUUAUAAACCAGCAGUUCCAAGAGGAAAAGCUAAAGAGGCUACUUAUCCUUUUAAGAGGUCUGCCUGGUUCAGGGAAAACCACAUUGUCUCGUGUUCUGCUUGGUCAGAAUCGUGGUGGCAUCGUCUUCAGCACUGAUGAUUAUUUUCGGCAUCGAAAUGGGUAUACAUAUAAUGUUAGACAACUUGGUGAUGCCCACGACUGGAACCAGAGCAGAGCAAAGAAAGCUAUUGAUCAGGGAAGAUCUCCAGUUAUAAUAGAUAACACUAAUACCCAAGCUUGGGAAAUGAAACCUUAUGUGGAAAUGGCUAUAGGCAAAGGAUACCGUGUGGAGUUCCAUGAACCUGAAACAUGGUGGAAAUUUGAUCCUGAUGAAUUAGAAAAGAGGAAUAAACAUGGGGUGUCUCGUGAAAAGAUUGCACAGAUGUUGGAUCAUUAUGAAUAUAAAAUGUCCAUCUCUAUUGUAAUGAAUUCAGUGGAACCUCCACAUAGAAGGUCUGAGAGACUUCGAAGACAGAGAGAAGAAAAUUUGAAGAAAACUGGACAGAAACCUAGCAGAGCAAGUCAGAGGAGAAACAGGAGAAGAAAUAGGAAACUGAAGAAUAGUAAUGGUAACUCUUUGGAGAAAGGAUCAUACGGAACCCUAAGUCAUCCUGUGCCAGAGGAUGAGGACACAUCUGAAAGUGAAGGACAUUACUCAGAAGAAGAGAAUGAUGCACAGUCAGUGUUCAUGUCCAUUGGAGAUCUGGGGUAUACAUCAACAGAUUCUAUAAAUGGACACAGUGAGGAAAGUAGUAAAAGCCUAAAACCUGAACUGGAAAAAGAAAGUGUUUCUAGUGCUCAAUCUGUCACGUCUGUAACUUUGGAAAGUCCACCAAGGUGUGACUCAACUACAGAAAGUGACAACUUGUAUCAGUUGAACUUGACAUCCAUUCCCCGUGAAAAUGCACCUAGACACAUGUUUAAUCAUCAGAUAAUGGUUCAAAACUUUGUAGGAAGACAGAAUAAUCCCUAUGUACCAAGUGUUGAAUGCUCUGAAAUGAAGGCUGACAAUCAUGCUGAGCUGAGUCACUCUGUGGUGUUCGGCAUUAAGGAUAGAGAUGUAUCUUCUAAGGCCACUUGUGUUCUCACAGAGGAGGAUAGCAUGUCACCUGAAAGCCCCAAUGAUAAAGAAAUGCAGCCUAAUCAAUGCAAAUUUGACUCUUCAUGUAAACAUUUAAUAUACGGGCACAGAGCAAAUAGGAAUCCAACAAAUUGUUGGGCUUUUUUCUCAGCCACGUUAUCAGAUGAAAAGCCAGAAUGGGAUUUGGACACACAGCCCUCUUUUGCUGGUUGGCCUGAGGGGCCUGAUCACUUUAUAAACCCACAGAGACAAAAGAAAGCUAGGUGUUCCAGACAGACUUGUCCUGGCAGCCCUGGGGAGCUGAUGAGACUUGUCCACAGAUAUGAAGACACAGAACCAGAAAACCAUCUGCAAGCACUGAAGGAAGAGAGUGCUGAUGCAUUAAGAAAUGAGGAGCUGACAUCUCCAAAUAAACCUACAGACUUAAUUCCAUUCAUAGAGACAGAAACUAAUGUCCUUAGAAGCAACUUGCCUGAAAUAUGCAUCCAAAGGAAAACAUCAGCAGUAAUUACUAAGAAGGGAAGACCCAGAAGGAUUUUUAAUUUGGCUCCAAACUUUGACCUGCCGAGACAAGCUGUGGUUAGUGUAGAGGAGAAGAACAGAGAUGCUCUGUUAACAGAUAGUCACACAUUUAAAAACAUUUUGGUUGUAGAAAAUGACAGAAUUCUAGAAGUGAAUCAUGAAGAGAAGAAUAAGCCAGAAGGGAUGACUAUCCAAAAUAAUACAUCACGAUUUAACCAGGAUUAUCUCAUAGGUCUUGCAUCCAACCCUGGAGGAGAAUUUCAGUCUCAUGAAGUAUCAUUCAAUCAGCUGAGACAGACUUUGUGUCUUCCCCAAAAGGCUGUUUUGAAGGUUUUGUUUGCAAGUGAGAAAAGAAUCCUGACGUUUAAAUCACAGGCAGUGGGGAAUAGGCUGAAUGAGGUAGAUCUAAUUUCUCUGGAAAUCUCAAAUCAUAAGCCUGAUAUUGUCUUAUCUGCUCAAGCUUCUUCAGAGCAUCCUGGUUUCAACCUUGAUAUUUUUUCUGGAAGUUUUGGUGCUAGUGUUCACAAAAGAAAUGAGUCCGAGCCAUCACGAUGUGUACAAGUUAAAGACAGUCAAGAUUCACUAAGUGUUGUGCCUAAUUCCUUUGGUCUGCCCUUAUCCCAGAGAUUUGCUUUUCAACUUGUAAAUCUAUUUGGCUCUCCUGGAGUUCCAAUAGAGUCUUUGUUGCUUGAUGACUAUGUAGUUACCCUCGACUGGAAAACAUUAAAGAUGAUCUAUUUGCAGUGGAAGACAUCAGUAGAGGAACGGCAGAAGAAGAUUAGAAAGAAAAAUGAAAAUUCCUUGAUUGUUGAUGUGACUAACCUUCAUGAUACUGAGAAACUUGUUCAUCAAGAGAGUCAUGGAUAUUUUAAAACACUUUCAGAAACAAACUUUUCCAAAGUCGACAUAAAGAGUAAUUUCCAGACCAAUACAAGUCCUAUUUUGGAUACUACAUCCAGCCAUUCUUGAGUUAUUUGAAUAAAACACCACAUCAAAGAGAAAGCUUCAUUAGAUAUUUCUUCAGAGCUGAGACCAUGUCUGGAUUUUCUGUUCCUCAUUUUCAUUUCGGCUAAAGUUUAAUCUAACUGAAGACUGUAUUUCUUCAUUAAUAAUGCUUUAUAAAUGGCUUUAAGAAAGAAAAAAAGAAAAAAAAAGCCACAGCUGUUUCUGGCUUAAAUAGGAAAACAGGUCAUCUGAGAAAGCACCCAGGAUUUUUGCUAGACUGCCUGCUUAAUAAUAAUCAGCAGUGCAAUAUGACAACCCAAAGAAGUAAAUUGAUCUUAGAUUGCAUUAACAGUGGCGGUCUCCUUGGCCAAUCAUAUCUGGAAUCUUGUAUGCAGUUCUGGGUAACAUGUUUUAUGAAGGACAGUGGUAAGAAGCUGGAAAGCAUUUGCAAAAUUGUGACCAGGAUAGUCAGGGGUUUCAAGGUCAUGCCACCUUUAUAUUUCAUCUCUCUGGAUUCUGACCCUUGUUCCAGCUGGCAGAGCUAUUUUUGGAGGCAGCAUGAUUCAUCUGACAUAUUAGCCAUCUUCCUCCAAUUUGUGUUCACUGCAGAUUUCAUAAGCAUGCAAUCUUUGUCUUCUAUUAGUCACUCAUCAAAAUGUUCAGUAGAAUAGGGCUGAGGACUGAGCCUCAACAUUGAUCAUGCUUUUGGUUCUCUCAUUAAAGUAGUUAUGAGUCCACCUAAUUAAAUUAUAAUCCUCCACACAUCUCUCCAUCUUGUCAACAAAGAUAUGUGGGCCUUUAUCAAAUGCUUCACUACAACUGACUUAAUCUAUGUAUAUGCUACUUCUUUGAUCUUUUAGUCUGGUAACCGUCUUGGGAGGAAAUGAAGUGAUAGGUGCCCUGUUCAGGCAGUGUCUAGAACAUUCAGUUCUGGGUGCUAUAUUUUAGGAAGAACAUUCACAA
Messenger RNA from Trichosurus vulpecula (common brushtail), 5517 nucleotides. It is a transcript of the gene N4BP2L2, whose product is annotated as NEDD4 binding protein 2 like 2. Gene Ontology annotation, molecular function: transcription corepressor activity. Gene Ontology annotation, biological process: negative regulation of transcription by RNA polymerase II. Gene Ontology annotation, cellular component: nucleus. Lineage: Eukaryota; Metazoa; Chordata; Mammalia; Diprotodontia; Phalangeridae. The transcript has 11 exons. The coding region runs from base 1036 to 4578 and encodes 1180 amino acids. The record is from RefSeq and is a predicted model, not a curated record.